This is a messenger RNA of Rotaria sp. Silwood2, 714 nucleotides long. The record is from the annotation of a GenBank genome assembly. NCBI's taxonomy places the organism in Eukaryota, Metazoa, Rotifera, Eurotatoria, Philodinida, Philodinidae.
AUGCAACGUCAAGAGCAAGCUAUUCAACUUUCAGAUCAUAUUAAAAAUAAACUUAAACAACAUCACUAUUCAACAGAAUCAUCAUCAUUAAUUAAUUCAUCUAAUGAAUUUAAAGAAACUAAUGAUAAUAGCAAUGACCAUGAUUCAUCACUUUUUGCAUCAUUUGAAAAUGUAACUCGUCCACGUCAUGAUACAUUUACUACUUAUCAAGUUACAGAACCAUGUGAAUUAUUUUUUACUGAAGGAAAAUCGAAUCAAACUGCAAAUGUUUCUAUUCUUCAAGAAGAAUAUAAAAAACAACAUGGCUGUCAAGAAUGUAUUCAUCGUAAUCAUAUACUUCCUUUAGAACGUCAAAAAUUUUUACGUCUUUAUGAAGAAAAUAAAAAAUUAAAUGAACAACUUCGCGCAUCUAUUCUACGUAAUCAUCAAUAUGAAGAAGAAAUUCAAAAAUUAAAAUAUCAUCUAACAAAAAUCAAUUCUCAUCUUUAUGAAUAUCAAAUUAAUUUUGAUCAGCUCAAACAAAAAAUUGUAUCCGAGAAGAAAACAAAUCCAAAAAUAGAUAAAGAAAAACAAAUAGAAACAGAUGAAGAUAAACAUAAUAUGACAAGUGAUCAUUUAAAAAGACUUCGAUAUGAAGUACAAAUGUAUAAUCGACUAGUAGAUGCCAAACAACAACAAGAACAAAAAAUUAUACAAAAAAGACUUGAUUUUUAA